AUGCAGUUCCUGAAAUUAAGCGUUUUCACAUUUCUCGCGGCUACCCUUGGACCAAUCCAAGUUUUGGGUAAAUGUACCUCGAAAUAUCCGGUCAGCUGGUGCAUGUCGUAUCGUAAUAUACCCCAAGGCCCAAUGGUUCUGGCUGGGGAAUGCAAGUUGCAGCGGACCCCUCGUGACGGAUGCGUCAGACCGGCCGAGCCGCGGUCUGUAGGCCGGUACUGCUGCACACAUGCUGUUGGGCCCAAUCAUGACGGGUCUGUAGAUUGUGAAAUGUUCGGUGGUUCCAACUCAAAUGGAAAUUGUGAGGAGGAAUGCGUUACCUGCAAAUAA
Messenger RNA from Puccinia triticina, 330 nucleotides. RefSeq lists its product as uncharacterized. NCBI's taxonomy places the organism in Eukaryota, Fungi, Basidiomycota, Pucciniomycetes, Pucciniales, Pucciniaceae. Bases 1 to 330 code for a protein of 109 amino acids. The transcript is spliced from 3 exons. The record is from RefSeq and is a predicted model, not a curated record.